AUGGCCGAUACUCCAUCAACCGUUCCCGACGCCGUUGCGUCAGCCGCCACCGAGCAAACGGCUUCCACUGAGCCCGCCGCCGCGCCAGCCAGCGGUGAGGUCGCUGACGAGGCCAAGACCACCACUGAAGCACCCAAGGAGGAUGCCGAAAAACCGGCCGGUGAGUUUCAUUGUGUUUUCGCGAGCAGAGUAGCGCGCAGCUCGCGCAUCCUGCAGCGAGGUAGUGGCGCCAAGGCAACAGGGCGACCCAUCGCUCACUGGACGCCCCCCCCCCCCCUACCAGUAGACGCGACCAAGACAGAGGACGUCGCCACCACUGCGGCCGACGCCGAGAAAAAGGAGGCUGCUGAGGCCCCGGAGGCUGCACCCGCCGCGGCUGCGACCGAGACGCCCAAUUCGAAGAAGAAUAACAAUCGCCGCAAGUCUGUCGGCGGAGGACUCAGCAGGAAGGGCUCCAAGGCCCGCCUCACGCACACUGACGCCAAACCCGGCGAUCACUUCCUCGUGAAGCUGAAGGGGUUUCCCCCAUGGCCCGUCAUCAUUUGCGACGAGGACAUGCUGCCCCCGGCGCUUACCAGCACUCGCCCCGUUUCUGCCGCCAAAGCCGACGGUAGCUACGCUGACGCGUAUGCAGACGGCGGCAAGCGAGUCCAGGACAGAACGUUUCCUGUCAUGUACCUCUCCACCAAUGAAUUUGGUUGGGCUGCCAACACCACCCUGACUGAGCUUACGGCCGAAAAGGCGAGCAACUCCAUCAACGACAAGAUGCGCAAGGAUCUGCGCGAGGCCUUCGAGCUUGCCGCGGACCAGCACCCAGUCGAGCAUUACAAGGAGGUCCUCGCUAAGUUCGAGGAGGAGCUGAUCGCUCAGCAAAAGGCGUUCGAAGAAGAGGAGGCUGCCAGGAUGGAAGCUGCUGCGACGCCAAAGAAGAGCAAAAAGAGCAAGAAGGCCGACGAUGAGGAUGUCGAGAUGGCCGAUGUUGACUCUGUCAAGCCCAAGUCAAAGAAGCGCAAGGCCGAGGACGAGACUAGCACUCCUCAGCGCUCUGAUUCCGUUAAGAAGCCUAAGAUCAAGCUUAACACGUCUUCGACACCCAAGGCCAACGGAACCCCGAGCAAGAAGGCUGAAUCUGCCGUCAAGACCAAGGCCGAUAAGAAGGCUAAGGAUGUCAAGAAGGCAAAAGAACCUAAGAUGACUCCCGAGGAGAAACGCGAGCGCAAGCAGCGCGAGGUCUUCUUCCUCCGCCACAAGCUUCAAAAGGGCCUCUUGUCCAAGGACGCACCCCCCGUUGAGUCCGAGAUGAAGUCCAUGUCCGAGUAUCUAACUGCUCUCGAGAAUUUCACGGACCUUGAAGCUUCGAUUAUCCGCGAGACCAAGAUUAACAAGGUGCUCAAGGCCAUCCUCAAGAUGGAGAGCAUUCCUAGCGAAGAGGAGUUCACCUUCAAGAAGAGGUCUCAGGGCCUGCUGGACAAGUGGAACAAGCUGCUCGCCAGCGCCGCUGCAGCAGCGCCAGCCGGCAACACCAAUGGCGUGAACGGCUCUGGGGAAAAGAAGGAUACAAAUGGCGCCACCGAGGGCGCCACCGAGGAAAAGUCAUUGCCUGAGAAGCUCACCGAGGCGAAGGAUGAGGCAGAGCCUGCCGAGCCCGUCAAGGCCGAAGAAAAGGCUCCUGAAGCAAUUGCGGCAGCUACCGACUAA
Cordyceps fumosorosea ARSEF 2679 is the source of this 1698-nucleotide messenger RNA. RefSeq names its product PWWP domain-containing protein. Lineage: Eukaryota; Fungi; Ascomycota; Sordariomycetes; Hypocreales; Cordycipitaceae. The coding region runs from base 1 to 1698 and encodes 565 amino acids. The record is from RefSeq and is a predicted model, not a curated record. The transcript is spliced from 5 exons.